CUAUAGAUUAAUGAACACUGUUAAUUAAAAAUUAAAAUAUUCGUUUUUUUUUAAAAAAAUGACUAAAGUUUCUAAAAGAAUCGCAGCGCCAGCUCCUCCGCCGGAUGUUGUUGAGAAAAUUCCCACGCCGACAUGAAACACUGAAUCACGACAAUGGUUCCGCGCUUUAAAUUUGAUUUAGUUGUUUGUUUUUAUUACGUAACUUUUGUUGUUUUACUUUAUCCGUACGGCAAAAAAUAAUAAUAAACCGAUUUUUUUUCUACCGAUGAAACUUUUAUGAUCAGAGAAAAGAGGCACAAUUGAAACCACAGAGAAGCCCUUGAGCAAGUUGACAUGUGGGAUAGAUUAGUGACAGCGUUGGCGUGGUUCCAGUUCCAGUGAAACAGAAACUGAGCCGCUGUUGCUCUGCUGGCUUUAUUGUGCAUCAGUUCAGUUCUGAUCUACUUCUGUUCUUUUAAGGCGGACAUGGACGGAGAAACCUGUGCAGAGAAAAAGACCUCAGACUGCUUACCAUCAGAAAACAGCGACGGACCGACAGGAAGCAGAGAGGACGAGAAGCUGUCGCUGAUCACCUGGAACGUAGACGGGCUGGAUGGAGACGAGCAGCCGGAGAGAGCCCGGAGCCUCUGCCAGUAUCUUCUGACAUAUUCGGCUGACGUGGUGCUUCUUCAGGAAAUAGUCCCGCCCUACAUGCGCUUCAUGCACAAACGUCUCGCCGACACCUACGCCUUCAUUGAAGGUGGAAAGGUGGGUUAUUUCACCUUGAUGCUGCUGAAGAAGACACGGAUUACGCUGCUGGACAGCGAGAAUCUCUUCUUUCCAAAGUCCCACAUGAUGAGAAACCUGCUGGUUGCUCAGGUGCUGUUCAGAGGCCAGAAGCUGUGCCUGAUGACGUCUCACUUUGAGAGCUGUAAGGAGAACAGUGUAGAGAGGAUGAGGCAGCUGAGGGCCGUGAUGAGGAAGAUGAGCCAGGCCCCGGAGGACGUGACGGUUCUGUUCGGAGGGGACACCAACCUGAGAGACUACGAGGUGGCCAAGGUGGGGCUUCCCAGCGACGUCUGCGACCUGUGGGAGCGACUGGGAGAGCCGCAGAAGUGCCGCUACACGUGGGACACCGAGGCCAACACCAACAAGGAGAUCAAGUUCAAGUGCCACCUCCGCUUCGACCGGGUGUACCUCCGACGGGCCGCCCAGGACGGAGUCCCCCGGCUGGACCCCCACAGCAUGUCUCUGAUCGGGCUGGAGAAGCUGCGGUGCGGCAUGUUCACCAGCGAUCACUGGGGGAUCUACUGCACCUUCUCAGCGGAGCAGAACGAAAACGCCAAGUCUCCAAUUAAGGGAGAUUAAUCGUAAAGAAGCUCGAUCUUUUCUGUGAUAUUCUUUUAGAAGGUGGGAGAACUUCAAGAAUCUCUGUCUGCAUUCAGAAAAAAAAAAGCUUUCAUGACUCUUCUUACUCGAAUACUGGCAGCUAUUCAGUCUCAGAAAGA
Molecule: messenger RNA, 1487 nt
Organism: Fundulus heteroclitus (mummichog)
Lineage: Eukaryota; Metazoa; Chordata; Actinopteri; Cyprinodontiformes; Fundulidae
Product: tyrosyl-DNA phosphodiesterase 2
Exons: 6
Coding region: 466-1347 (293 amino acids)
Biological process (GO): double-strand break repair
Cellular component (GO): PML body; cytoplasm
Molecular function (GO): 5'-tyrosyl-DNA phosphodiesterase activity; single-stranded DNA binding
Source: RefSeq, a predicted model, not a curated record